This is a messenger RNA of Oncorhynchus masou masou (cherry salmon), 2782 nucleotides long. It is a transcript of the gene gnai2b, whose product is annotated as guanine nucleotide binding protein (G protein), alpha inhibiting activity polypeptide 2b. Gene Ontology annotation, molecular function: GTP binding; G-protein beta/gamma-subunit complex binding; GTPase activity. Gene Ontology annotation, cellular component: heterotrimeric G-protein complex. Lineage: Eukaryota; Metazoa; Chordata; Actinopteri; Salmoniformes; Salmonidae. Bases 529 to 1596 code for a protein of 355 amino acids. Gene Ontology annotation, biological process: gamma-aminobutyric acid signaling pathway; adenylate cyclase-inhibiting G protein-coupled receptor signaling pathway; G protein-coupled adenosine receptor signaling pathway. The transcript is spliced from 10 exons. The record is from RefSeq and is a predicted model, not a curated record.
AAACGUACCAACAGUGGUCUAUCAACCAUUUGUUAAAUCUACGACACACAAUGUUGAUAUAUAUAUAAAUAUGAUAUAUUAUAUCAACUGAGCACAGAAAGGGUGUCAACAAAUUCCCGUAGAAGGCAAGCAGCAGGUUGGCAGCUGGAGUGCGCCAGUUUGUCUGGAUUUCCACUGGAUAUGUUCACUUGACUGCGCGGUUGAGUCUGGGAGCGCAGUCGCUCGCUAGGAACACAUCCAUGUGAUUACAUUCCACCUACCUUCACUUGGUCGAAAGAAACGAACGAACGAGGAAUACGAUUGACUAGCUUAUAUCGGUGCGACUGUCAGAAUUGAUUACCAAUGGUCAAUACUACAGAACCAAUUCGUAUACGCCACCUGAGAAUUGACUGCAACUUUCAGUGGUAUUCCUUGAAGUAGCAUCUCCAAGAAGAUUGCUCUGCGACCAAAAGGAUAUAGCUAGCAGCCAAGACGAAAUCCUUCAAGAAUCCUUGCGCCGGCCGUCAGUGCGCGCGUGCUUUUGGAAACAUGGGUUGUACAUUAAGUGCAGAAGAUAAAGCGGCCGCGGAGAGAUCAAAGAUGAUUGAUAAAAAUCUCCGCGAGGAUGGAGAGAAGGCGGCAAGGGAGGUGAAACUGCUCUUGCUAGGUGCCGGGGAGUCUGGGAAAAGCACCAUCGUCAAGCAGAUGAAGAUCAUCCAUGAGGAUGGCUACUCAGAAGACGAGUGUAAGCAGUACAGAGCUGUGGUCUACAGCAACACCAUCCAGUCCAUCAUGGCUAUUAUCAAGGCCAUGGGCAACCUCAAGAUUGACUACACAGAGGCCUCCAGAGAGGACGAUGCCCGCCAGCUCUUUGCCCUGUCGGCUGCUGCUGAGGAGCAGGGCAUCCUGCCCGAUGACCUGUCCAAAGUGAUCCGCCGCCUGUGGGCCGACAGCGGGGUGCAAGGCUGCUUCACGCGCUCCCGGGAGUACCAGCUCAACGACUCAGCCGCAUACUACCUGAACGAAAUGGAGAGGAUAGCCAAAUCAGACUACAUCCCCACACAGCAGGACGUGCUGCGGACCAGAGUGAAGACCACCGGCAUUGUGGAGACACACUUCACCUUCAAGGACCUGCACUUCAAGAUGUUUGACGUGGGCGGCCAGCGCUCAGAGAGGAAGAAAUGGAUCCACUGCUUUGAAGGAGUCACAGCCAUCAUCUUCUGUGUGGCGCUGAGUGCUUAUGACCUGGUGCUGGCUGAGGAUGAGGAGAUGAACCGGAUGCAUGAGAGCAUGAAGCUGUUUGACUCCAUCUGCAACAACAAGUGGUUCACAGAGACCUCCAUCAUCCUCUUCCUCAACAAGAAGGAUCUGUUUGAGGAGAAGAUUACACGCAGCCCCCUGGCUAUCUGCUACCCCGAGUACACAGGAGCCAACAAAUAUGAUGAGGCAGCCAGUCACAUCCAGACCAAGUUUGAGGACCUGAACAAGAAGAAGGACACCAAGGAGAUCUAUACCCACUUCACCUGUGCCACCGACACCAAGAACGUCCAGUUUGUCUUUGACGCCGUCACCGACGUCAUCAUUAAGAACAACCUGAAGGACUGUGGUCUCUUUUAGAGGCAGGGCCAGAGGAGGCGGGCCAGAGGAGGCUGGCCAGAGGAGGAGCUAAGGAGUACAGCCCAGAGAGCCUGCUGCCUGGAGGAGAGAGAGAGAGAGAGAGUGGGCAGACACAUCACCAUCACAGACACACUGGCACUUUUCUAUAUGGAAACAAACAUAACAGACUGAGAUGUUGGGGGAAAAAGCCUUGCAGAAUUAUUCCAACAAUCACUGAUUCUCAACCGUCAUGUCCUCCUCUCCCGCUUGUGUUUUUGUUUAUUUUCUUUGUAUGUUAGAUAUUUCAUUUGAUUAGGUGUCUCUUUUGUUAGUGAUAUCUGGCAAGUGUAAAUUUGAUCUCAGAUUUAUAAUUUUUUGCUUGUAUCUUUAUUGUUUAUAACUAUUAUCAGAGGUUAGAAAGAAAUGCAUUCACUUUACUUUAACAGAUGUCUGCAUUUUAUGAAACUUUAAAUUGCAUUAAGCUUAUUUUUCUACAGGGAAACAAGCAUGGAGAGAAAACAAAUUGUGAGGAAUUUUUGGGUGAUAUUGUUUACAUAAUGCCAACAAGGUUUGGGAUCAAUUUCAUUUCAAUUCCAUUCAAUUCAGAAUGGAAACCAAAUUCCAAUUUCAAAUUUUCUUCAUUGGAAACCAGUGAAGAGAAUUGGAAUUUCAAUGUACUUCCUGAAUUGACUGGAAUUUAAAUAAAAUUGACCCCAACCGUGAUGCCAACAUUCUUCGCUGUAUAAUAUUGCUUAUCGUUCUGCAUGACUGUCCAUAGAUGAUCAUAGCUGUAUUUCUGUAAUUCUCACAAACAAUGUAACAUUCCUUUAGAAAAUAAUGGCAAAAAGUUAAGAAAAAAGUAUCAAUUUUGAAGAUAAAAGAUUUUUAAACAAUAUUUAAUAUACAUGUGCUUUCCUAACAUUAUUUGUUUUUCUUUCUGUUUUUUUCUCUUUCAAUCCAUGUCUUUUGCAGUAUGUUUGUGCCUUGAUAUCUGUUACUUGUAGAGACUUGCUUUCUCCAUAGUGUGAAUUAGGGCUAUUUCUACUCCCAUACUAUUCCCAUUACUGAUCAAGUGGUAACAUAUAGAUCACAAUAAUGGCACAGAAAUUAACAAUGAUAGUCUUUUGGUAAAUAUUAAAAUGGUUUAAAUGUCCUACUAUUGUUUAAUUUAAAUAAAGUUUUAAUUUAAAUAAAGUCAGUUUCCAUC